Messenger RNA from Candoia aspera, 3489 nucleotides. RefSeq names its product DNA methyltransferase 1 associated protein 1 (gene DMAP1). NCBI's taxonomy places the organism in Eukaryota, Metazoa, Chordata, Lepidosauria, Squamata, Candoiidae. Gene Ontology annotation, molecular function: transcription corepressor activity. The transcript has 11 exons. The record is from RefSeq and is a predicted model, not a curated record. Gene Ontology annotation, cellular component: Swr1 complex; nucleus; NuA4 histone acetyltransferase complex. Gene Ontology annotation, biological process: chromatin remodeling; DNA repair; negative regulation of transcription by RNA polymerase II. Bases 61 to 1452 code for a protein of 463 amino acids.
UGUCUUGACAGUGUAAGAAGAUUCAUUUGUGUCUGUCUGUAACUCCAGAAAACAAUCAGAAUGGCUACAGGAGCAGAUGUCCGGGAUAUACUUGAGCUGGGGGGGCCAGAAUCUGAAAACAUAGGAACCAUUAAUAAGAAAGACAUCAUCAAUUCUGAUAAGAAAAAAUCCAAGAAAUCAUCAGAGACCCUAACAUUUAAGAGACCAGAAGGAAUGCACCGAGAGGUCUAUGCGCUGCUGUACUCUGAUAAAAAGGAUGCACCCCCUCUUUUACCAAGUGACACAACACAGGGUUAUCGUACAGUAAAGGCAAAACUUGGUUCCAAGAAAGUGAGGCCUUGGAAGUGGAUGCCAUUCACAAAUCCUGCUAGGAAGGAUGGGGCAAUGUUCUACCACUGGAGAAGGGCGGCAGAAGAGGGCAAGGAUUACCCUUUCGCCAGAUUCAACAAAACAGUACAAGUUCCAGUCUAUUCAGAGCAGGAGUAUCAAAUGUACCUUCAUGAUGAUGCCUGGACAAAAGCUGAAACAGACCACCUCUUCGACUUAUCACGACGUUUUGACCUCCGUUUUGUGGUCAUUCAUGACCGCUAUGAUCACCAGCAGUUCAAAAAGCGGUCAGUAGAAGACCUAAAGGAGCGUUAUUAUCAUAUCUGUGCCAAGUUAGCCAAUAUUCGUGCAGCUCCAGGCACAGACCUGAAAAUCCCUGUCUUUGAUGCUGGCCAUGAAAGGCGCCGGAAGGAACAAUUAGAAAGGCUGUACAACCGAACGCCAGAACAGGUGGCAGAAGAAGAAUAUCUAAUCCAGGAGUUGCGGAAAAUUGAAGCUAGGAAGAAAGAGAGGGAGAAGCGGACACAAGAUUUGCAAAAACUCAUUACAGCUGCUGACACAACCACUGAACAAAGACGUGCAGAGCGCAAGGCACCUAAGAAAAAGCUGCCACAGAAAAAAGAGACUGAGAAACCUGCUGUCCCUGAAACAGCUGGCAUCAAGUUUCCAGAUUUCAAGUCUGCAGGUGUCACGCUGCGGAGUCAAAGGAUGAAACUGCCAAGCUCCGUGGGACAGAAGAAGAUUAAAGCCUUGGAGCAGAUGCUGAUGGAACUCGGAGUAGAUUUGAACCCAAUGCCAACAGAAGAAAUUGUUCAGAUGUUCAAUGAGUUGCGCAGUGAUCUCGUGCUACUAUAUGAGCUCAAGCAAGCCUUUGCAAACUGUGAAUAUGAGUUGCAGAUGCUGCGCCACCGCUAUGAGGCACUAGCCAAAGCAGGUAGCACAGGACCUAGCACAGAUGGUGGCUCGCAUCCUGAUGGUCAGUCAGGCUUGUGCACAGAAGAGGCCAAAGGUGACAGCAAGGAGCAGAUCAUUGAUGUGGUGGGAGCACCCCUCACACCCAAUUCAAGAAAGCGCAGGGAAUCUGCUUCCAGUUCCUCAUCUGUCAAAAAGGUGAAGAAGCCAUGAGCAGCAUGAUGGCCCAAGUCCUGGAUCUUGGAGGACCAACUUACUGACGGCAGGUGCAAGAAGGAUCUGUCUCCCCAUACUUUAGUAGGGACCGUUAUGUUGGAAGGAUUUUGUUUGCCUUUGCUUAAAUCAGGAAAAAGAGUAUUACUGCCCUGAUAAAGAGGCUGAGAUCAUAAUCCUGAAUUGUUGCUGUGAUUCUAUUGUAUAUUUUUCCUAUACCUGAGUUCUGUAGACUUUGAUGUAAAUAUAGAACCCAUAAUCUCUUGUUCCAGAAUCUAAAUCACUAGUCAUUCAGAGGGAAGGGCAGGAGGACAGACCCCUAUGUCAUCAGGAGUUAGGGCUGCAUCUUGUGCUGGAAUGAACAUGGGCAGGGUAAUUAGUAUUAUGGUAGGCAUGUAUUGCAUUACCAGUAGAUAAGAUUGACCCCUGGUUGAGCACUAACUCUAACCUCCUCCUCCCAUUCUCAUAAAGUUGACAUAGGCUUCUUUGUGGCUUUGCAGACCAUCUUAUAGGAUGCUAAAUAGCUAACAGAACUAAAUAGUUCCCCCCAAUAUUUCAUCUUGUUAAAGAAUUCUUGCUUAUUAAUCCAGAAUCAGUGCAUCUAAAUUAGAUGUUAAAGCAAAGAAUAUUUCCUCCUUGACAGUUAGGUAAGGCAAAUAUACAUUGCAAUAAGCAUUAUUUUCAGGGUCAUUCUCUACUGGACGAAACAGCUACUCCUUUUGCUAUGAUAGUGCCCCACUAUCUGUCAGAUUAGUGUGUAAGUAUUGGUACAAAAAAUGUUGGCUCAGCCAUUUCCAACUUCAUACCCUCCAAGUGGGUUGGGAUCUCCAUUCAGUAUAAUUGUUCUUAAGGGUCCUCACAGCACAAUCUUUUCUAUUUACUGAGAAGCAUAUCCCUCUGGGUUCUGCACGGGUAUUGAGGAAUGCAGAGGUCUCUUAUUGCAGUGCUGUUGAUGACCCAGUUUUUAUUUGUAGCAUCAUCUAGGGGUGCUGCCUGGUGUGUCAGUUGUGUUGGUGUCCUGUAAAGCAGCAAACUAAAUAUAUGCUGGUUUUUCAAGAACAGGAAAGCAUUAUUAUCCUAUAGUUGGACUUAGCUUCAGCUAUAAGUGUUGUGAGGGUUAAGUAAGGUGAGACCUCCAAAGCCAGAAAUGUAUAUAAAAUAAAAGUUCCAGUGAACAGAGGGGUUCUUUGAAAGGCUACUAACUGUCUUUUUUCUUAGUAAAUUAUACAAAAUAAGAAAAUAUUUGUAUUUAUGCAUAAUGCAUAUAGAUCACAGAAUUCUAGUUUUGUUAGUAUUUUUAGUGCAGAAAACACAGAACAAGUUCCAGGAUAUUGGAAUGGAAGAACUCAUGGUUGUAUGAUUAGCCCUGCCUUGGCAAUAUGAAACUCAAAUAUUUAGUAAUAAAUCAACAGGAUAGACUCUGGACUACACUGCCUGAAGCUUGCUGACUUUUUAAUGGCUGGAUGUCCCUGUUGCUACAUAGAAAGCUGCUUCCUCCCCUCCCCUUUUGAAUAUUCAUCUUCUUUCAGAUACAUGUCAGAAGAAGACUAUGACACCUCUGUCCUGCAGCUGUCAGGCCUAACUCAUGUGCUUGCCUCCUUUUCCCCUCAAGUGCAACUGGGAAUCAAUAGUGCAUGACAACGCCCUUUGAUUUACAUUCUUGCUGGCAGAAAGAAAGGUCAAAGGCCAAGUUCUUCGUUUUCAUAGAAAACUAAUUAGACGACUCCAUCGACACUGAAUCAAUAAAACUGAUCAGGUGAUUACACAGAGGGAACCAUUAAAAUCCCUGUGACCUUUGAUCCUGAGUCCCUAACCUGAGAAGGAAGAGGCUUGGUUACAUUCCCCAGUGCCUUGGAGGGCAGACCCUGCAAAGUAAAGAUGGACUGGCCUGAAAGGGAGGAAACACAGACUCUGUCUGUCAUGAGUGCAUAUGCUGCUGCUCUCUUGUCUCUCCAUUGGCCAAAUCAUCUAUGGGAAGUGUAGACACAAUGCUGCCAUAGGUGUACUGAAAAGCAAUCUAAACUAGAUUAAGGGGGG